AUAUAGCAUACAAUAUAAAACUCCUUUGCUGAGUGGGAUUCUACACCAGUUCAUCACAGUACAUCGAACAGUAUACCUAUCACAGAAAAUCUAAAAUGUUUAAGAUCAUCGUUCUGACUGUUUGUUUGGCCGUUGUUGCCGCCGCACCCUACUACGGAGGAGACUACAAUCGUCAUCAUGAGGACCAUCAUCACUCGCAUCCAAAGUACAAAUUCCGGUAUGGUGUUAAGGAUGGAUACACCCACGAUCAUAAGAGUGCCUGGGAACACCGUGACGGUGAUGUGGUGAAAGGACAGUACACUCUGGAUGAAGCUGAUGGCACUCAUCGUGUGGUUGAUUACAGCUCGGACCACAAGUCUGGAUUCCAGGUCCAUGUGCAGCGCAACGGACAAGCUCGUCACCCACACGGAACGAGCUACGUAAAAAUCGAUCAACACUACUAACUUUUGUAAGACUGAUAUCUAUCGAAGUCAAUGAUGUUGCUUCGGUUGAACUUGUACAAUUGUAAAUUUUAGUAUAUUUGACUAA
Messenger RNA from Aedes albopictus (Asian tiger mosquito), 528 nucleotides. RefSeq names its product cuticle protein 19-like. Bases 96 to 443 code for a protein of 115 amino acids. The record is from RefSeq and is a predicted model, not a curated record. The transcript is spliced from 2 exons. Gene Ontology annotation, cellular component: extracellular matrix. Lineage: Eukaryota; Metazoa; Arthropoda; Insecta; Diptera; Culicidae.